GCCCCAGCUAUGACUCCUGGGGCUCCCUCUUCCAGCCCCAGUCCUAUCCUGGCUGCGCUACUCUUCUCCUCUUUGGUGCUCUCCCCAGCCCAGGCCAUUGUGGUUUACACGGACAAGGAGGUCCACGGUGCUGUGGGCUCCCAGGUGACCCUGCACUGCUCCUUCUGGUCCAGUGAGUGGGUCUCAGAUGACAUCUCCUUCACCUGGCGCUACCAGCCAGAAGGAGGCCGCGAUGCCAUCUCGAUCUUCCACUAUGCCAAGGGACAACCCUACAUCGAUGAGGUGGGGACCUUCAAAGAGCGCAUUCAGUGGGUAGGGGACCCUCUCUGGAAGGAUGGCUCCAUUGUCAUACACAACCUGGACUAUAGUGACAACGGCACUUUCACCUGUGACGUCAAAAACCCACCAGACAUAGUGGGCAAGACCUCUCAGGUCACGCUCUAUGUCUUUGAAAAAGUGCCUACUAGGUACGGGGUGGUGCUGGGAGCCGUGAUCGGCGGUGUUUUGGGGGGUGUUCUAUUGCUGCUGCUGCUUUUCUACUUGAUUCGGUACUGCUGGCUACGCAGGCAGGCGGCCCUGCAGAGGAGACUCAGUGCCAUGGAGAAGGGGAAAUUGCACAAGUCUGUGAAGGACUCGUCGAAGCGCGGCCGGCAGACGCCAGUGCUGUAUGCCAUGCUGGACCACAGCAGAAGCACCAAAGCUGCCAGUGAGAAGAAGACUAAAGGGUUGGGGGAGUCUCGCAAGGAUAAGAAAUAGCGGUUAGCGGGCCGGGCGGGGGGUAAGGGGUCAGGGGCGGAGGCUUCCAAAGGCUCUCAGAUGGUGGUCAUAGAGAUGGAGCUACGAAAGGAUGAGCAGAGCUCAGAGCUCCGGCCUGCUGUCAAGUCCCCCAGCAGAACCAGCCUCAAGAACGCCCUCAAGAACAUGAUGGGCCUGGACUCAGAAAAGUGAUCACCCCCCCCCACCAAGGCCCUGCCAGAAAAGGGGGACCUAGGCUCCUCUAUCCCCCGUCUAGGUGCUUUCCUCCUUAGCUCCCCAGCCCUGCCCUGCCCUCACUUCCCUUUGAGAUGUAAGUUUCAUUCCAAAAUUCAUUCCCCAGGCACUUCAUAUUCUCCCCCACCUUCACCCCUUGUCUUUCUGGAAGCCCAGGGCUCCAUCCUACGCUUCACCUGCCCCAAGGACUGUGUGUUUGGUGCCCGUUCCUCUGGCGCUGAGAAGAAAGGGACCUUGAUACCCCCUGCCUCAACUCCAGGCCACCUGAUAUUCCCAUCCCCUGCACCACCUAGCCUGUCCCUCUGACUCUCUUCUCUCUGACCCUCCCUCCCCU
Molecule: messenger RNA, 1324 nt
Organism: Eubalaena glacialis (North Atlantic right whale)
Lineage: Eukaryota; Metazoa; Chordata; Mammalia; Artiodactyla; Balaenidae
Gene: MPZ
Product: myelin protein zero
Exons: 6
Biological process (GO): myelination
Cellular component (GO): membrane
Source: RefSeq, a predicted model, not a curated record